Molecule: messenger RNA, 609 nt
Organism: Cinclus cinclus
Lineage: Eukaryota; Metazoa; Chordata; Aves; Passeriformes; Cinclidae
Gene: EDN1
Product: endothelin 1
Exons: 5
Coding region: 1-609 (202 amino acids)
Biological process (GO): regulation of vasoconstriction; regulation of systemic arterial blood pressure by endothelin; vein smooth muscle contraction
Cellular component (GO): extracellular region
Molecular function (GO): endothelin A receptor binding; hormone activity; endothelin B receptor binding
Source: RefSeq, a predicted model, not a curated record
AUGGAUUACUGCCACAUGAUCGUCUCGCUGCUCUUCGUGCUCUGCCCGGGGCUGCUGCCGGCAGCCCCCGGAGCCGAGGUGGACGCCGCGCCGCCCCCCGCCGCCGCGCACCGCCGCGCCCGGCGCUGCUCCUGCUCCUCGCUGAUGGACGAGGAGUGCGUCUACUUCUGCCACCUCGACAUCAUCUGGAUCAACACCCCCGAGAAGACUGUUCCAUAUGGUCUUGGAGGCCCUUCUCGACCCAGAAGAUCACUGAAGGACCUGGUGCCGGAGAUGCUCACUGAACCAAGCAGCAGAUGCCGAUGUGCCAACCAGAAAGACAAGAAAUGUUUGAACUUCUGCCAAGCGGGCGAAGAUCUCUGGGCUCAGUCCACAAUGGAGAAAACCUCAAGGCAACGCAUCAAAGCCAGCAAUUGCAGUGGACCCAAAUGCACGAACCGACAGCUUGUUGACAGCAAGAAAAUGAAGCGGCUGGAAGCCAUUGGUAACAGUAUCAAAGCUUCCUUCAAUAUCGCAAAGCUGAAGGCUGAGCUCCAGAAAGGGCGAAAACUCAAACAUAACAGGGCAAGCAAAAGGCAAAAUGUCCGGGAAAGCCUGAAAGCAUCCUAG